Molecule: messenger RNA, 4854 nt
Organism: Bemisia tabaci
Lineage: Eukaryota; Metazoa; Arthropoda; Insecta; Hemiptera; Aleyrodidae
Product: major facilitator superfamily domain-containing protein 12
Biological process (GO): carbohydrate transport
Cellular component (GO): plasma membrane
Molecular function (GO): symporter activity
Source: RefSeq, a predicted model, not a curated record
CGCUUUCGGGCCGGGGCUCCAGUCGUGAUUUCGGCACCGCGUCGAUACAACGGGAUCCCUCCGACGCACCCGCCAGUUAGCUUCGUUAGUCCCGAGUCCUGCCGGCGCCGUCCCCCUGACUUUUAUGUUCCUCUUGCGCGUCGUUACUGUGCGUGUGGGUCACCUGUUUCCGUUUUUUUGCGCCCGCUCAUUAUCCCACCCGUCGCGGUCACCUACCCGAGGGGGGUUGUGAUUCCCACCCCCUUGGGAUUCGGCGUUUAUUAUACGGGUGGAAAUAAGUGAAGAAAAUCGACUUUCAGGUCCAUCGACGAACACUCCAUUUGGUUGGAUUUUAUUGCCUCCUCAAGGAUCGUGCCUUCGAAAAACCACGAUUAUAGCCAGCCACGAGUAAUUCGCUCUACCACUGCUCCGUCUUAAAAUUCAUGAACCGUGCACUCAUUCAAUCAACUCAGUGACUCGAAAUGACAAUAUUUUUAACAGGAUUUUCCGUGAUACGCGCGUUGUGAGUGUAGUACCUUAAAUCAUCUCAACGAAAGUAUUUUUUAAAUCUACCUAGUUAUAUAAAAUUGGACCGCAAAAUAUACUUUCUUGAUUCCCGACAAAUAAACUCUGCAAGUGUGUUGUUGACGUUCAAAACUGUUACAUUGUUUCAACGAAAGUACGUUUAAGUCGAUAGUGUUUUAUAACUUGACCGAAAAUUAAAUUUUCUUGAUUGUCGGGUGAAUAUUCUCUUGCUGUGUGUUGUUAACGCUCAAAACAGUUACGUCGUUUCAACAAAAGUGAUUUUUAAGUCGGUGUUGUUUUAAAUUAUUCCGCAAAAUACUUUCUCGAUCGCCAACAAAUUUUCUUUGAAUGUGUGUGCUCAAAGCGUUAGAAAAUUGGUAGAAUGAAGCGUCGUUGGAAAUGACGCGAGGCGCUCUCUUCUCGGGUCGAGACGGUGUGUUAUUAUUUACCGUGAGGUCGACUUUAUGAUUUCGUCACGAGCGUAUUGAAAGGGAAGGUGUUUCUUGUGGGUCGUUGAAUGCCGGCAAAAUGGAUAAGUGCAACGGUGAAAAACAAAAGAGCGUGUACACCAUCGACCUGGUCGGGUCUUUCCUCGGUGACGAGAAACUCAAAGCCAACGAAUCGCUGAGCGUCAACAGUUUCUCCGCUGCUAAGAAUGCUAACAAGCCUCCUAAAGAUGGAGAAAAAGAUGAGAAGAGAAUGCCGAGCCUCCUAUCGCCCGUCGGGGCGCAGAUGGCGUUCGCGCAGGGGCACGUGUUCAACGACAUGUGCGCGGCGAUGUGGUUCAACUACCUCCUCGUCUACCUCACCUUCGUCGUGGAGUUCCGGCCGAGCAUCGUCGGGGCGGCCAUUCUCAUCGGGCAGCUCGUCGACGGCAUCGUCUGCCCUUUCAUCGGCUUCCUCUCCGACAAGAUGAAGUUCGGCUUCUUCAACUACGGACGCCGCAAGUCCGCACAUCUCAUCGGAACAAUAGCUGUUUUCCUAUCAUUCCCAUUUGUAUUUAUGCCGGUCCCAUCGUUUUUGAAAAAUGAGGAUCAACUCAUUCAACUUUUAUACUACAGUGUUUUCAUAGCUGUUUUUCAAGUUGGAUGGGCUACAGUACAAAUUGCACACUUAGCCAUUAUCACAGAUCUCACUAGUAACUUCCAAGAAAGGACAUGGCUCAUGUCCCUUAGGAAUAUUUUUACGCAGCUUUCAAUUUCCUCUGUCUUUGUCAUUGCCCUAGUUGCCCUAGAAUUAUGUCCUGACAAACAAGUUGCAACAUCUUAUCUGCAAUUGGAUGAUCCUUUAGUCGAUGAAAAUCCCGAAGAUCUAAACCCGAACUGUUAUAAACAGUUUAUCAUUAUCGUCGGUGUGAUUUCGGCAGUCGGUCUGGUAGAAACUCUCUGGUAUCAUUUGGGAGUUCAAGAAGUCUCAGAAGACAAUGAACUCCAUCAAACCUUGAUCGAUCCUCAACAACGAAGAAUCUCCCCGUGGUCACUCUUUCGCCGACGAAAGUUCUACUCAGUAACUUUAGUUUAUGUUUCAGCUAGGUUGUUUUUCAACCUGCUUCAAGUUUUCAUUCCUGCAUACGUUAUCGAAACUCUGAAGCUUCCACGAUCUUAUAUCACCAUUAUACCUUUAAUAACUAAUUUAAGCAAUUUUACAACAUCACUGAUGACAACGAAGCUGAACGUUGUAUUUGGGAGAAAGAUUACCUUUUACAUUGGAUGUCUACUUGGCAUUAUCUCUGGAGUUUUUAUAUUCUUACAAAAUUUCGGCGACUUAUAUCGAUAUGAUUUGAUAUUUGGUGUCGCCACUGUCAUCGGUAUCGCAACAGGAAUUCUCACUGUGACAGCUUUAGGAUUAAUAACAGACUUGAUCGAUCAAGAUCCUAACAAUGGUGCGUUUGUCUAUGGGUUUAUGAGUCUCAUAGAGAAAGUUUUCAAUGGAGUCGUUGUUGCGGUCAUACAAUUCUGUAAACCAAAAGAUAAAAUUGCGUAUGGUGCCUAUGGAAAGUAUGUCAUCUUCAUAUGCUGUAUUAUGCCCUGUGCUCUUGGGAUUAUCUUCAUGUUCUUUACUCCCAUCAAUCUUGCUGCAUCUAAUCGAGAAAAUGAGAGGAUACCACCUCCUGAGAGUGAAAAGCAGACCGGUUCCUCGAAUUCAGAAAAUGACUCAAACUCUUCAGAAGAUCGAAGAUGAUAGUCCAUCCAAACUAUUCAAACGGCAAUUCAAUACCGGCCUCUGGCUCAGAGAAGAGUUUACCAAUUUACUUAUUUUUUGACUGCUGUUGUUUUUGACAGUAUUGUGCAUAUCUUGUAAAUAUAUUUAGGUUAAUAUUUUUAGUGCCUUAUAAAUAUCCAAGGAAAGAAAGAACUGUACCAUUUUGUUAGCUUAAAAGUCACUCCUCUCUUCAAACAAAAGGACCAUCCCAAUUUUAAAUGUAUUCCUCUUUUGAGUCGAGUUCAUAGAAAAAUCACAACAGUCAGUAUGGACUUAGUUUACUUCUACUUUUUCUUUUCGAACAAACCAGCUGAAUGGACCAAUUCGUCAGUAAAAAUCGAAGAUUCACAAUCGAUGAUUUCUAAUUUUUUCACUCUGAUGAAUUUUGUUUUUUCAGUAUUUGGACUAUUUUUAUAUUAAGAUUUGAUUAUAUUAAGCUGGUAAAAUAGCAAAAAAAAAUUAAAUUUAGACAAUAAACCACUUGACAGGGUAAGAAAUAAAGCUUUACAAAGCAUGCCAUUUUGACUAAACUUUAUGCAAAACAUGUAAAAAAUUUCCAAAACUUUCAAAAUUAAUUCAUAAGUGAGAAAUAAGCGUUCAUAGUUCACAUUAUGAACAGUGAUUUCAAACUUCUCGCUUGCAAAAAAAGUAUUAUCAGGGUAGGUCGAAUUGUCCAUUGAAAGCAGCCUGUUUGUGAGGUAGGUAAAUUACAAAAGCUGGUUUCAUACACAUUCCCUUCCUCUUCUGAUGCAAGAUAUCUUUAAUCUUGUCAAAAAAAGUUAGUGCAUUGGAAAAUUAUUCUAUCAUAUCACAUAUUAUAAAAAAUACCAAAAUCAAUUUAAUGCUCAAUUUGAUUUGAAUAGACUCUGCUUUUUCUGUGAGCGGGAAGUUUGAAUUUACGGUGACAAAAAGUGUUAAUUUCCAACCUCUGCAUUGAAUUACGAAAGUUUUAAUGCAUAUAUUGUGUGCAAUAUAAACUUUUGAAAAGGAAACCCUGUGCCCUGUCUAGUGGUCCAUUGGUUACUUAACUUUCCUUGGAUUUUCGUUCCAACUUGAAAUAUCAAGUGUAAUGUGUUAAAUAGUCAUUUUUUUAUAUUUUUUUCUUUGUUCUUUUUUUUUCUUAUUGUUUUUAUUAUUACAUGUUUAGGUCUUGACAAAAUUAUUCUCUCUUCCCUGUAAAUUGACAUGACGAAAGUCUUUAAUUGUAGUAUUAUCGUUACUUAUUUUAAGAUUGUCUUCAACUUGAAGGACAACUUUACGAUCAACAUUAUGCAAACUGCGGUUUUUCAAACUCAAAAAGAAAGUUAUGAUUUGAAUUUCUCCAGAGUGCGAAUACCUUAUUAUUACUUUCUUCUUGAACCUAACUUAUGAAAAUAUAACUUCUCGAUUUUCAAAUGGAGUGGAAGGGUUUUAUUUGUGAGUGUUUUGUUUGAAUCUUGCUCUUUCAUCAAUAACGGCUAGUUCUAUCACCUCUGGUCAAAUGCACUUCCUACAUAACUAGAGGACAAGCGUCUGUCUUCUUGUCGAAGAAUAAUCCCUUCUAUCACGAUUUGUCAGUCCAGAGGUUAAAUGUGUAAUAUUGUUUUGAGGAACACAGUAACAAAAUUCCGCCAACUUUAGGCAUGCUACCUCUAGAUCUUGAAUCAACUCCAUGAAAAAGGCAGUUGCAAACCAGUUUUACCAGAUGUUGCGAUGUGUCACCGACAAUUCUUCAGAAGAUCGUCAGGAAAGCAUUUGCAAUGGAUUGCAACACUAGCCAAUCAGAAAUGAGGACUCAAAAUUAUCCUCUGGUUAAAGCUUUUGCCAGGCACUCAAAGUACGUGUCAAAUAUACUUAGACUUUUCCUCCCGUUGAGGGAAUAUAAUAAAACAAGGGAAUCAUUGCCUCUCGGGAAAAAUUUUAAUUUUAUUACCCUCCUCUUGGGUCUGAUGCCAAAAAUUAUUUUAUUGUUAGACUAUGUAUAUUAAUGAUUACCAAUUUUAGCAUCAUUUGCAAUCAGAUUUUCAGCUCAAAUAUGUAGAGUGUAAGUUUGAAUGGUGCUUGAAACCUACAGUGAUUACAGGAUCAUUUUGUUAAUUCUACUUUGGGCAUUAUUAUUUUCAUUCUAAUUUAAUUUUUUAAUAAAUCUGUUUCAAUAAGUAAAAUUCA